AUGAACGAAUUCUGCAAAUGCCGACCUCCGACCUUUCACGGAGACACCAACCCUGUCGUGGCUGAGACAUGGCUGAAUGAGGUCAAGAUGAUCCUCAGAACUCUCGGAAUUACUCAAGACGGAGAUCGAGUGGCUCUGACCACUUACCAGCUGAAGGGAGAAGCUCGCUAUUGGUGGGACCUGAUGGAGGCCACCCAUACCAUAGCCAAUUUGACCUUUGCCCAGUUCGAGGCCUUGUUUUUUGACAAAUACUUCCCCACGCCUCUUCGCCUGGCCAAGGAACAAGAGUUUCUGAACUUGAAGCAAGGAACGCUGACCGUCACCCAGUACGCGGCCAAAUUCGAAGAACUAUCCCGCUACGCCCUAACCUCCAUACCAACCGAAGACAAGAAAGCCAGAAGGUUCGAGUGGGGGCUGACGACUGCUCGAAAGGCUGUGGUAGCUCAAGCCUUCGCCACCUAUGCUGAAGUGGUGAAGUGUGCACUCCGGCUAGAGAGUGAGGAAUUGGACUUCAAAACCCGAUGGAGGAAAGCUACUGAUGGCACUGGUGGACCAAUCCGAACCCAACCACCCAACGACAAUCGUGGACCCUACCCCACCAAAUCCUCUAACCCGUCUCUAAGCACCCAACCUUGGAGGACUGCUAUCCCUAAAAGUGGUGAACCAAAGAGAGGUGGUAGAGACAUAGCGACAGUUCAGUGUUUCAACUGCCCGGCUAUAGGUCACUAUAAGUGCGACUGCCCCCAACUUCAAAGAGGAGGGAAUGGAAGCUUUUGA
Molecule: messenger RNA, 777 nt
Organism: Rhododendron vialii
Lineage: Eukaryota; Viridiplantae; Streptophyta; Magnoliopsida; Ericales; Ericaceae
Exons: 1
Coding region: 1-777 (258 amino acids)
Molecular function (GO): zinc ion binding; nucleic acid binding
Source: RefSeq, a predicted model, not a curated record